AUGCAUCAAUUUCCGGAGCUGUUCGUGCUUGCUAAGAACGACGCAUUGCCGGUAGCGGAUGCUGGCAGAUUUGAUGAUUCUGGGUGGUGCUGGAAGACGGUAGAAGAGCUGUUUCACAGUGGCAGCAACAUCGGUUUUUUAUGGAAGGAGCUGAUCGAUCAAAUUGUUGGUUUUCGGCCUACGGAAGGGAGACAAGACAGCUUUACAUGGGGCUGCAACAGUGAAGGAGUUUUCAAGGAUCAUCAAAGGCAAAAGACCUUGUUUCAGUUAUGGAACCCAGCCACCAACACAUCAUCUAUUAUAUUUAAGAAACACUUGGAUUAUCUAUGGAAAAUUAUUCAACUUCCUAACUUGGUUCCUUUAAAUUGUUGGGAUCGUGUUCCAACUAAACGCGUCUUUCUCAAUGAAGAUGUAUCUUUGAAUGACACUAUCAUCUUGUUGGCCCGAGAUAUUGCUCAACAAAUUGUGAUUAUCUCGUUGAAUCUGAGUACCGACACAUAUAGCAAGUUACUUCCCCCUCAAGAUUUUGUUGAAGUUUCACUUCAUUCCCCAACUCUUCAUGUGUUAGAAGACUCUCUCUAUUUUAGUCACCAUACUCAAGAAACCCAUUUUAUUAUAUGGAAGAUGUCGGAAUUUGGAAUUGAAAAUUCUUGGACUCAAUUUCUUAAAGUAAGUUAUCAGGAUUUGAAUAUUCCUAAUCAAGAUAAAUAUUUUCUAGCCCCUUUGUGCCUUUACGAGAGUGGUGUCGCACUAGUACAAGCAGCAAACAGUGGUCGAACGGAAGUGAUUCUCUAUAAUUGGAGUGGAAAUAGAAUUAAAAAAACUAGAAUGGACAAGUUAACUUCGUGGAUGUUUAACCAAAAUUAUGUUGAAAGCUUGGUUCCCACUUAG
Messenger RNA from Vicia villosa (hairy vetch), 891 nucleotides. RefSeq lists its product as uncharacterized. The transcript is spliced from 3 exons. NCBI's taxonomy places the organism in Eukaryota, Viridiplantae, Streptophyta, Magnoliopsida, Fabales, Fabaceae. Bases 1 to 891 code for a protein of 296 amino acids. The record is from RefSeq and is a predicted model, not a curated record.